Penicillium diatomitis is the source of this 2439-nucleotide messenger RNA. Its product is annotated as transcription factor domain-containing protein. NCBI's taxonomy places the organism in Eukaryota, Fungi, Ascomycota, Eurotiomycetes, Eurotiales, Aspergillaceae. Gene Ontology annotation, biological process: regulation of DNA-templated transcription; DNA-templated transcription. The transcript is spliced from 3 exons. The record is from RefSeq and is a predicted model, not a curated record. The coding region runs from base 1 to 2439 and encodes 812 amino acids. Gene Ontology annotation, molecular function: DNA-binding transcription factor activity, RNA polymerase II-specific; DNA binding; zinc ion binding.
AUGCAACAGCCGUUUCGCUCCGUCAAUUCCCAUCGGGAUGGGUCAUAUGAGUUGCCACCAGUACAGUCGGUAACCGGCGGAUACACUGCUGGCGUCGGGUUACCGUCCGCGCCGCCGAGUCGACCUGACAGUGGAAUGCGCAUGGCCCAUCUAUUACAACCCAUGCCGCCACUGCAGCAGCCGCAGCAUUCCGGGGCACAUACUUCACCCCGAGCUCAAGCAUCACGGCCACUGCCACCACCGUCGCAGAGCAAUGCCUCCGGGUUGACCCCGGCGCCCUCAACCUCGCCUUACACCCGAUUCUACGAAUCGGCCUCGGGAUCCCCCGCCGAGAGUGGAGGUUUGCCAGAUGCGCCGUCGAUGGGCACGGUCUCGGGAGGUCCGGCCAUGUAUCAGACCAGCCCCGUGGGUCUCCAGCAGUCAACACCGACGCCGUUGCAGCAAAAGAGAGCCUACCGACAGCGGAGAAAAGAUCCCAGUUGCGACGCUUGCCGGGAGCGGAAAGUCAAAUGUGAUGCCACCGAGACCUCCCAUUGCACCGAGUGCAUCAAUCGGAAAGUUCGAUGCCUAUUCACCAAAGAGACAAACCGCCGCAUGUCGUCAAUCAAGCAGGUCCAGGAUCUGGAAAAGCAACUGCAAACCACCAAACAACAGCUCCAACAAUUACGAUCGGGCAUGUUACGACCCGAUGGGAUGAUGGACAUUGACGAUGUGUCGACGACACCGAUGAUCAAGUUGCCCGAGAUUGACUACAAACCGCCGCGGCGACCCAAAGCACUCAUCACCCACGAUCUGACCUCGGUCAGGUCGAAUUUGCGGGAUCUUGAAAGCCCCCAUCCGCAUCAAGUGUCGGGCGCAAUAUCCAGAGUCCCGGCCGACGUGGCACCAGACUUGCCCCCGAAGGAAGUGGCCGAUCGUCUUCUUACGCAGUACUACCGGUGUCUGCAUCCAAACUUACCAGUUCUAUACUGGCCGGAAUUCCUUGCAGCAUACGAGGACCUCUAUCGGCAAGGCUCCGUGAUUGGUGCGUCCAGUGAGUGGGCGGCGGUGCUGUUUGGUGUAUUUGCCUGUGGCGUCCUCCAUGGUGUCGAACCGAACCGCGAAGAAAAAGGCAAGGAGUAUGUUCGCAUUUCGUGUGGGAUCAUUGAUGUCUGGCAAGACAAUUUCAAUCUGGAUCGUGUUCGUGCAGCUCUCCUGCUGAGCAUUUUUCUCUACGAAGUCAAUUCCAAAUCGGCCAGUUGGGUUUGGAUUGGUUCGGCGGUUCGUGUGGCACAGGAGAUUGGGUUGCAUAUCGAGUCGGGACCGUGGUCGGAUGUCGAAUGUGAGAUGCGCAAACGUAUAUGGUGGGGGCUAUAUACAUACGAUCGCCUCCUCGCCCUCGAAAUGGGGAAACCUGUCGUCAUCAACGACCAAGAUUGUGACAUUGACCUCCCCUUCUCAGGCGAUGACCAACCUCUUGCUUCGGGCAAUGGGUUAGACCAGCAAUCCCCCACACAGUCUCCAUUGCUCGCCACCAUCCACGUUGUCCGCUCGAUAGGCCAGCUCACACGUACCCUGCGCUCCACCACGAUCAGCUAUGCAACACUAGAGACCUUCGAACGCCACUUCACCAUCUGCCGCACCACUUUUCCCGCCCACCUUCAGCUCAAACAAGAUACCGAUCUCGACCCGCGCUCCCUGGCACCUCUCAUAUACCUUCAAAACGCCCGCCUGCUUCUCCAUCGACAUAACAUAUCCCCCUUUUGCCAGUCCAGCGUCCGCGUUGCCGCUGUAGAUUACUGCACAUCAAUAGCAGUCGAUACCGCCCAGAUCUUGUCCCGAUGCAUGCGUCCCCAGGCCGGCGCCGAGGACUGGCGCGGUCCUUUUGUCUCAAGCGCCGGCACUCUCUUGUGCACACACAUUUGGCGCUGUACCCUGUUCCUCCUGUUCCGAGAAGAGUUCAGCGCCGCUCUCGCUUGUGUCCAAGCCAGCGCUGCCGUCGGCGACGAUCGCUCCGUGAACGCCGCCUGCGGCCGCUACCUCGCAUUCUUCCUUCGAUGCCUUCUCGACCGCGCCCACCGACACCCGGGGGCCGAUCUCUGCCAGGACGAAGAAAUGAUGGCCUACCUGUCUGGUGAUAUGCAGGGCACAACCGACGGCAGCUGGGUUUGGCAGGGCAGCGAGUCCGGAUCCGAGCUGGAAAAAAUUUCCGGAUCCACGAGGCCACGGGCCCCAGUGCCUGAACAACGAUGGGAAGGAUGGGAGUGGGUCGAGCGGACCGUGGCCCGUCUUCAGACUGAACGGCAGCAUCGCGAUUAUGAGCGUCGGGAUGUUGUGAUUGAUUCGAGGCCGGAUCAUUCUUCGACCCUGCUUGCUCCGCAGGCUGCGGGGUCGGAUACGACGAGUGAACGGCGAUCUAGCUCUGCACAUUCGCGUAUGACCAUCGCCAGCAUUAUCUAA